Dicrocoelium dendriticum is the source of this 4869-nucleotide messenger RNA. NCBI's taxonomy places the organism in Eukaryota, Metazoa, Platyhelminthes, Trematoda, Plagiorchiida, Dicrocoeliidae. The record is from the annotation of a GenBank genome assembly.
CAAAUUACUCGGCCACAUAACUUAUUUGGACUGGGUGGCCAUUCUGGUGACAAUUUUAUCCUGUGCUUCUAUGACCAUGGAGACCCCAUACCAUCGUUUGAUGAACUCCCCAAACGUCCAGAUAUGUGAAUAUAUUUUCUUUGUGGCAAUGACGCUCGAGAUGGCUUUGAAGAUAUUUGCUAGAGGGUUAAUGUUUACCCCGAAUGCGUUAUUGAAAGAUUUCGGUGGAUUUCUUGAUUUCUUUAAUUACCUCAUUAGCCUGGUUUUCGUCGUCUAUAUGAUGCGUGUAGAGACCAUCGGGCCUGAAUCUGGCGAGCAUAUCCUUAUGGUACUUCGAUGUCUGCGCCCGCUGCGGAUUUUCUGUUUGGUCCCGCAAAUGCGACGUGUGGUUUACGAGUUGGUCCGAGGAUUCCGCGAGAUCCUCAUGGUAUCUGUCCUGUUGGUCGUGUUCAUGUUCACUUUUGCAGUCUAUGGGGUGCACCUGUUCGGUGGGCGUUUGGCUAUUUGUAACGACAGGUCAAUCAUUGUUAAAGAACAAUGCGUUGGGAGAUUCAAACGUGAGCUGGCUGCUACAAAACUAAAAAGUGUGACGGGUGAAGGACCGAAGUUGUUGGUACCUCGUGUUUGGGCCAACCCGCGCAACUUCAAUUUUGACAAUAUUGGUAAUGCAAUGUUGGCUUUGUUCGAAGUCUUGUCUUUGGAAGGCUGGGUUGAAAUCCGUGAUGUUAUCCAGGAGCGAAUCGGACCGCGUCACACGAUUUACAUCCAUCUGUUUGUAUUUAUCGGAUGUCUCAUUGGACUCACUUUGUUCGUCGGGGUGGUGGUCGCAAAUUACAGCGAGAAUAAAGGAACUGCACUGCUUACUGUGGACCAAAGACGCUGGUUGGACUUAAAGGGUAGGAUCAAGCUAACACACCCUCUUCAACUGCCGCCUAGGCCAAAGUUGAGACUAGAACCUGGCCAAGAUGGAUUUAAUUUAACUCCAGUAACGAAUACCUUGGAGAAGAGGAGUGUCAAAUUUCGUUGCUUUAUUUACGACGUCACACAGCACCUUGCUUUCAAGCGCGCUUCAGCCAUCUUGGUUGUAAUCAAUUGUGGACUUUUGUUUUUCCCUUUUAAUGAGGCUGGUAUGGAUGAGACGAACGGUGUACGUGAGCGCUACAUGGUUCAAAUAACACUGGGCAUCAUAUUUACUCUGUUUUUCUGUGUCGAAUGUUUGCUCAAAAUCAUCGCACUCAGUAUCAAAGGUUACUGGCAGUCAAAACGUAAUCGCUUCGAUUUACUCGUCGCAACUCUAGGAUGCGCUUGGAUAGUUCUUCAUCUGUGUCUGAGAGGCACCCCGGAACGACACUGCAUCAGCAACAACUUCGGUUGGUUCGUGUUGAUGCUGCGUUUUUUGACGAUUGCUGGCCGACACGUUACGUUGAAAAUGCUGAUGCUGACCGUAAUUAUGUCGAUGUACAAAUCGUUGUUCAUCAUCACCAGCAUGUUUCUUCUGAUGCUCAUCUACGCUUUGGCUGGUGUGGUUCUGUUCGGAUCAGUUAAAUACGGAGACAACCUUGGCCGACACGCAAAUUUCCAAAACGCAUUCCGGGCUACCGCUCUGCUGACGCGGAUAGUAACUGGCGAGGACUGGAACAAAAUAAUGCACGAUUGCAUGAUCCAACCCCCAUUUUGCCGAAUGCGCACAAACUUUUGGGAGACCGAUUGCGGCAAUUUCCGUGCUGCUCUUAUCUACUUCUGUUCAUUCUACGUCAUAAUAACCUACGUUAUGUUGAACGUACUUGUCGCUAUUAUAAUGGAAAAUUUUUCGCUGUUCUAUUCCAACGAUGAAGACGCUAUAAUGAGCUACAAUGAUAUCAGGAAUUUUCAGCUCGCUUGGAACGUAAUUGAUGUGAACAGGAAGGGAAUGGUAAAAGCCUACUACGUCCGAUUCCUUCUUCGCCUCAUUCCUCGAGAACGAGUGGGUUUCGAUUUGUCCAGAAAAAAGGAUCAGCAGCUUUUUAAGGAGAUGUGUCACGAGGUUGAAAUGCUGCGCGGAGGUCGUGAUAAGGAAGUCAGUUUCCAUGACGUCCUAAUGGUGCUCGCAUACCGAACUGUCGAUAUCACGAAAACGUUACAACUGGAAGAAUUAAUUGCACGUGAAGAACUGGAAUACGCUAUCGAAGAGGAAGUAGCGCGGCAGACAAUCGCAGCAUGGAUUGAACGCUGUAUUUUUCGAAAUCGACAAAAACACGGUCAGCUCAAGUUUACUAUGCGUCCAGCUGCCGAACGUCAGGCAAGCCUAAGUUUGGACGAAGCCUAUUCACAUGAGUCCGCCAUCGACCGAUCCCAUUCCGUCGCUGCUCUUCAUCUGAAAAAGCGGAGUGCCAUGAGGUCCGUAAAACCGUUUAUUACAAUUCAACGAGAGAGUACCCGUGAUUUAGAACAGCCAACUGCAGCAAACAGCGAGCGUGCUCAAAUGAUAACUGCGCCUAUACUAACUCCAGCUGACAGUUCAACCGUUCCUUCAAAUUUACUCAAAAGGUAUUCUCGAAAAACAACUAGUAAAACUCAUACCGAGAGUCUAGCAUUAUUAGAGGCGGAGGAAGAAGGUGACGAUACUGAUUAUUCCAAAGAUGAACUUUUGGAACUUGACGACUCGCCUAAUCCAUCUGGUAUCUCAAAAUCAAUGAAUUUCCUUCCAACAUCCUCGAACAUAAGUCAUUCCCGUUCCAUCGAAAAUGUUAUGGAAAAUGUCAUAAAAAACUACUCACUUCCAUUUGAUGAUACGUGUAACAGCCAUAUGAAGCCGGUCAAGACACAAUUGUCCGAUGCAGCUGCGGUGUCUCUCUCAACUGCGAAAAACAUUGCACGCUUUUAUUCUGAUACCGAGGGCCUUGACGUUCCGAUUGACCACGGUUUUGAGACUGAUAUACAUUCGUCGAACAAUUCUGUGGGGCACAAACCGCCAGUACAUAAGGUUAAUAGGGCUAUUUCCGGAUUUCGUAGAGUAUCACCACUUCCGGAUGUUGCAGAGGAUCUUAAUGAAACUGGGGAGGCUAAAGAAUCCAACAGAUACUUCACCCCACCUGACAAAACGGUAAUGCGUGGUUCCGGUGCUUUUCACAGUAUCAACCCUGAUGGUUCAAGCGUGGUUAAACGGGAUGUAACCGAUAACGAAUACUGCAAUGCGUCAUCUUAUACGCAAAAAGCUAACCCUUUGGACAACGUGGUAUACGACAUUGGCACACCGGAUGACGUUCCGAAAUGCUUACCGUCCAUUUCGACAAGUCUCUCACCCGCAUCAGAUAACCGUUCCAUCAUUGAAUUGUGCGAAGAGGUCAAAACUUGGUGGCGCACUCAAUUAAAUUUCCCUUUCAUUUUCCCGCAUUCCCCAUACACCUACUCAACUUCUGUUUGCGCGCCUGACACUACACGCUAUCAGCUUGGCUAUGGCAGCGUGACUAAUCCGGCUUCGUCGUUAACCGUCCGUACAACAGUGAAGAUGGGUAUGCCUGGCAUUUCCACUACAGGUACAGAGCGACACUCAGGAGCAGCAGGUGCUAUCGUUCGCCGAAAUCAUACAGUGCGGAGCGGUAAUCUGAUUACUUCAAGUACCAAAGGUGAUGACUUUCUGAAUUCGCGCCACCCCAAGGUUGGCGAAUCCAGCGUUGGUUGGUUCCGAAGUACCGUGGCUUAGAUGUACCUACUAUGGUGUGCGCCGUUUUGUGGCAUUUAUUGAAGACAUUUCGGAUUCAACUCUGGCUUGUUGUGAGCUCUUUUUCGAUGGGCUGGAGUUCCGAUCUUUUUCUUCCAAUAAAACUGCGGAACGUGCUUAAACGUUCGGUACAGAUUUCGAAGGACUUUUCUUUGCCUACCCAGCUGCAUGCUAUCGUGUGCCACCAGUUUACUUUGAUUGGUAGUGUCUCAUUCGGGCGUACUUUUAUUUGCUUCCUCUACUUUCCGCUCUGUGACCAACGUGAGCGUGAAUACAAAUAGAGAGAAUUUCGAUAUUUUAUCGAUCACCACUUUCCACCAUAGUUAAAGGAUAGUUACUCCCGCACUUCAAAUUGGGGCGGACCAGACUACUUGCAAGCAUUCCUGCUAUCUUUACGACCAUUGCUUCAGUCUAAUAUGAUACUCUUUCUCGUGCAGAAUUAUCCUUUGCAGAACGAUAGCAGUUGCCAAUAUGGUGUUAGAAAGCGAUCUGCAAUUAUGUAACUUGUCGGACUGUCUCUCUAAGUCAUUUAAAACUUCUCCGUAAUGAGAUACGAGAAUUUAUGUAUUCAGCAUUUCGAGAUAUACUGUGGAUUCCAUAACCUAAUCAUGCUACUACGUGAUCAUUUUGUGUACUUUUCCUGGUCAUGCAUGUGUAUUCCUGCAUUUACACGUGACAGCUGUGUAACCAUCUGUCGGAACGAUACCAUAACAUUGCUCGCAUCAUUCUUGCUGGGCAGAAAAUUCUCUCCACAGUUGCUGUCUUUUUGUCCUUGUAUCCUGUAUCUUCGGGGAUAAACCUACCUGUUUGCAUGCUGCAAUAGCUGUUCUUUCAUCCAUUAUACGUGUCAUUAAAAUCGGACGAUUUCUUCGUGCAUUUAUUUUCACGGUUGCACCGGAUUCUGUCUCAUUAACCUGGGAAUGCGCAUAGAUCAGUUCCUGAAGAAAACGGAUGCGAUCAUGUCCUCAGUUUUCACAUAUGCUUAUCACGUGUGACAAAUUUAUCCUUUAGACUAAUGCUCAGGACAAAAUGUACCAUGUGCACUCUGUCCACCAAGCUUUAUUCAUAACACAACAUAUCCAUCUGUCGGUCUAGUUACACAUAUUUUCUUGUUGAAAAUAUCGACGCACGCGAAAUCUUUCAAUGCAUAUGAAUAAAUUAUAGGUACG